AUGCGUAUCAAACUACUCUCCCUUCUAAUCCUAUUCAUAGUUCUUACUGUGGUUAUGAGUGUUCCGACGACCUCCUCCUCCUCAUCAAAUAGAGAACAAAAAGGGCAAGGAGAAGACGAUGAGGGAUCAUUUGCGAAGCCGGUGAAGAACGGAAAAACAUUCGCGAACCCACCAUCAUUCAAAAACUGGGGAGGACUACCCGGUCUAUCCGAUGUCUACAGAUUCAAAUUCAAGGAGACAGACCGUGAGAAUGUGCCAACGGACAAGCGACUUCUCGACGUGGAAAUCCCAGUUCAUUCCAUCAAAGCUUCGGAUUUCCACAGUGAAAGUGACCUGUUCGCCACCUGGUUGGGACACGCCACAGUUCUUGUGAAUCUGGAGGGAGUAAACUUCAUAACGGACCCGGUUUGGGCUGAAAGAGCAUCAUUCACAAGUCUAGUUGGUCCGAAGAGAUAUCGUCCUCCGCCGAUGAAAAUAAAAGAUUUGCCGGAUUUGGAUUUUGCUGUCGUUUCUCACGAUCAUUACGAUCAUUUGGAUGCAGAGGCUGUCAAGAAGAUUACAGACUUGAAUCCCCAAAUCAAAUGGUUCGUCCCGAUGGGAAUGAAGAGUUGGAUGGAGAAUGCUGGAAUCGGAGUCGAUGGAUGCUCGUCAGUCACCGAACUCAGCUGGGGAGAGAGUGCUGAAUUCGAGAAGGACGGAAAGAAAUUCCAAGUUUGGUGCUUGCCAGCUCAACAUUGGGGGCAACGGGGACCAUUCGAUCGGAAUCGUCGUCUUUGGUCGGGAUGGGCGGUGAUUGGAGCGAAGAGAAGAUUCUAUUAUUCUGGUGACACUGGAAAUUGUGAUAGUGAAUUCAAGAAGUUUGGUGAUAAACUUGGUCCAUUCGAUUUGGCGGCGAUUCCGAUUGGUGCAUAUGAACCGAGAUUUUUUAUGAAAUCGCAGCAUAUCAAUCCAGAAGAAGCAAUUGAAGUUCACAAACUGAUUCGGGCGAAGAAUAGUAUUGGAAUACAUUGGGGAACCUAUCAUAUGGGAUCUUAUGAAUACUAUUUGGAGCCAAGAGACAAAUUAAAAGAGUUGAUGGAUUCUCGUGAAGAUCUCAAGAAUACUAGUUUUGUGACAAUUGAAAUGGGCAGAAUUUGGGAGGCGCCAGAUGAUGCAUAA
Caenorhabditis remanei is the source of this 1158-nucleotide messenger RNA. RefSeq lists its product as uncharacterized. NCBI's taxonomy places the organism in Eukaryota, Metazoa, Nematoda, Chromadorea, Rhabditida, Rhabditidae. The transcript is spliced from 4 exons. Gene Ontology annotation, cellular component: cytoplasm; membrane-bounded organelle. Gene Ontology annotation, biological process: N-acylphosphatidylethanolamine metabolic process; N-acylethanolamine metabolic process. The record is from RefSeq and is a predicted model, not a curated record. The coding region runs from base 1 to 1158 and encodes 385 amino acids. Gene Ontology annotation, molecular function: N-acylphosphatidylethanolamine-specific phospholipase D activity.